CAAAGUUAUGUUUACACUCCGCUUCGGCAACACCCGACACUGACUGGGCGAUCGUCAGUCACUAGUCAUUAAUGGGACCGGCAUAUAAUGUCUUCUAAUAUUUUGAGACGCAUCCUCACAAAUGCACGAGUUUUCUCGACCGGACCCCCUCCCACUUCCCGUUCGCCACACCGCUACCUCCGAACACUAGGCCUUGGCGGUUCCGUCGCCAUCACCGGCUACACCCUUGGCGCCUUCUACCCGCACCCUUAUAUUACCUUCAUCUCCCCACGGCCAGCCCCAGCGCCCCCUGACCCUGAUUCCCCGCAAUCAAUUAUAUACACCGCAACACUCGAACAAACCCUACAAACCCUCCCACUCCUCACGUCCCACCGUGCUCAGCCCGACGCCCACGAGUGGUAUGAGAGCCGCCCUUAUGCUAAUUACCCAGAGCAGCUCCGCGUAAACAGCCUCACUGCAGGCGCACUUCGUGGCCCCGGAAAACUCGCGCUUCCACCUCUCGUACGCGCUAGGAAGGAUGAGAGUGAGGCUCUCGUCAUCAUGCAUGUAGGUCGGGGUGUGUGUGGCCAUGAUGGGAUAAUUCACGGUGGGCUACUGGCUACUAUUUUAGAUGAGAGUCUGGCGCGAACUGCGAUUAUCAAUUUACCGGAAAAGAUUGGCGUCACUGCCAACUUGUCCAUAAAUUAUCGCGCCCCGACCUUUGCGGAUCAGUUCAUCGUCGUCCGGAUUAGUUUAGUCGACAAGGCAGGUCGCAAAUCCAAGGUCACUGGCAAAGUAGAGGACCUCAAAGGCAACGUACUGGUCGAAGCGCACGCAACUUUCGUUCAACCCAAAUAUGCCCACCUACUCAAGAGCAAAGCUGUUCAACAAAUGAUGGGCGACCCCGAACCUGCUAGAUCAACUCCCGUACUCCUCAGCGAGGGCAUGCCGCCUCCCCCAUCCAAGGCAUAGAGCAAUUCAUACCAUUUAGUGACUCAUAUAGCAUACCGUUAGAGAUACCUGUAUCAUAGACCAACCCUAGAUGCAACUUACCGCGGAGGAUGCGACAAACUUGUUUCCAUUCCUCAAAGCACAAUCUCCACACACCGCCCGCGUUCUCUAUCAAUGCCAGCUAUGUCACACCUUCCAAAUGCUGCGUCAAGCCACCUGCGCUCCCUCUAACGGAACCCCACUCCAUUACCUUCAACAAGCCAGCGUAUUCAGACAUUGGGGAUCCGAAGAAGCCAUGCUGACGCCAAUAGCAACGCUACAGCAGUUAACAACGGGCG
This is a messenger RNA of Suillus plorans, 1268 nucleotides long. RefSeq names its product HotDog domain-containing protein. The transcript has 4 exons. Bases 88 to 951 code for a protein of 287 amino acids. NCBI's taxonomy places the organism in Eukaryota, Fungi, Basidiomycota, Agaricomycetes, Boletales, Suillaceae. The record is from RefSeq and is a predicted model, not a curated record.